Saccostrea cuccullata (small rock oyster) is the source of this 5998-nucleotide messenger RNA. RefSeq names its product trichohyalin-like. The record is from RefSeq and is a predicted model, not a curated record. Bases 159 to 4226 code for a protein of 1355 amino acids. The transcript has 37 exons. Gene Ontology annotation, molecular function: protein binding. NCBI's taxonomy places the organism in Eukaryota, Metazoa, Mollusca, Bivalvia, Ostreida, Ostreidae. Gene Ontology annotation, biological process: regulation of apoptotic process.
UUCCAGAAGCGUCGAGGAAGCAAGAUGGCGGAUUUCGGGUCGCGGCUGGGCCUGGAUUGACGAUCGUCACAAAAGAUUUACGUCACAAAGCGAAAAAACAACGUUAUGUCUUCUAAAUGAGUGUCUAUGAGGAGUGAAUCUUAAAGAAACCAAACAUAAUGUAUGAGCAGGGUAAUACCACCGUGAUCAAUGAUCAGCUGAUCCUAGAGGAGGAUUAUGAUGAAAAUUACCAACCAAGUGAAGAAGAAAUAUUUGAAUAUGCACAGAUAAUAGGGAUUGAUCCUAAAACAGAGCCCCAUUUGAUCUACAUAGCCAGGGAGGGGAUCAGUGCCCCCCUACCGGACCACUGGAGACCAUGUCAAGAUCCCAAGGGAGAUAUUUAUUACUUUAACUUUGCCACUGGGGAGAGUAUCUGGGACCACCCUUGUGAUGAGUUCUACAGACGGAUGGUCAUGGAGGAGAGAAAGAAACUGGCCAUGAACAGAGGAGGCGCUCCUUCUCGUGGUGGUCAGCCAGGAAAUAAUGCAGCAGGUUCAAAGAAAGGGAAAGGAGGCAAAGCAGAUGGAGGGAAGAAAAAAGACAAGAAAAAUAAAGCUGCAGAGAAGCUUGGUCCAUUGAAAGCUGAGCAGAGUAAGGGGAUUCCUUCUAUGCACAGAAACUCAAGUCUGGACUCAAUGAAAUCUUCCACAGGCCAGUUAGCUCCCCUGAGGGGGUCAGCAGGAAAUAGUCAACCCUCUAAGAGUUCAUCUUCUGUGAAAUCCAGUCUGAACACUACGGGGUCCCUGAAGUCUAACAACCCCAACAUGCUCAGUAAGAGUGGGAACCUGACCAGCAGCAUGAGUAUCCCCAUCUACUCCACCGAGUACGAAGAGGACGAGAUGGAACGACCGCGGAAUGAUCUCGAUGCUCACGAUCUCGCCAUGCUGGGAUACCAGGAGUCAGAAGAAGGGAGUGAUAAACUGAAGAUUGAAACAGAAUCAGAAGACAGUGAAGAUUAUGGCAAAGAUAUUGAUUUUGGGAUUGACAAGAACCUGUCAGAGAGAAUAAUGGACAUGGCCAUAGAGAACUUGGAUCCUGUCCGAGGCUCCCUAGAGAAGGAUUUUGAAGGCACCAUGUCUGCAAUGUCCACCGCCAGAGUAGAGUCCCCUGGGGGCAAGAUCAGCCCUCUGGAUAGAAUGGAGGAAGAGAGACGAAGAAGAGCAGAAAUGGCUGCCAGUGCUGCAGAAAGGCGACUUAUAACUCAGGAUGGUUAUCAAUCUUAUGAAAAGAAGUCCGAUUUUCGAGAGGAGGAAAACCAAUUGCGUGUCAGUAAUGACCGGUCCAUAAGAGAACUCCAGGACAAACUUCUGAGCGAGCUAGAGAGCAAAAAGCUGGAGCUCCUAGAGGAGAAAGAUGCCAAAAUAAGGAAACUACAGGAUGAAAUUAAGAGAGAGUUGGCUGAGGAGGAGAGAAGAAUAAUGAGAGACAAGGAGGACCAAGUCAAGGAACUAGAGACUAAAGUAAAAGAGGAAUUAGAUAGACUGCAAAGAGAAUUAAGAGACAAAAAUAGUGACCAGAUUAAAACACUGCAAGAGCAGAAUGAUCAAGAACAGCAAGAAAAAGAGUCAGAGAUUCGGAAGCAGAUGGAGUCAGCCCUGGAGAAAUUGAGGAAUGAGGUGGGGUCUCUACAGAGAGAGGAGCAGACCAAGCUGGAGGAGGAGAAGAAAAAGUGUCUGGAGAGGCUACAGCAACAGGUUGAAACUGCUACAGCAAGUGAACAGAAGAGACUUGAAAAUCAAAAGCAGGAAGCCAUAGAAAGCAUGCAGUCCAAACAGAAGUAUGAGCUGGAAAACAUAAAGGAGGAUCUGGAGAGAAAACAUAGAGAGAAGCUGGAUAGGAUGAGGACAGAGCAGUCAGAGAAACAUGAUGAGGAGAUAAGGAGAAUAAAGGAUGAGAUAAAACGCCUACAGGAGCAGGAGCGAGAACAGAAGGAACAGGAGCUAGAGAUGGCUAGGCAGAGGCAGAAGGCCAUCGAUGAUCUAGACAGAGGGUUGGAUGAGGUGUUAUCAGAGAGGCGGCAUGAGAUCAAACAGCAACAACAGAAGGAGCUGUCCAGACUUCAGGAGGAACAUUCCACCCGACUACGCAAAAUACGCCAGGAUUAUGAGGAACAGGAAGGGGAUGAGAAGAAACUUCUAGAGGAGAAACUGGAUGCAGAUAAGAAGAAAAUGCAGAAACAGUACGAAAAGGAUUCUGAUGACAUCCGCCGAAAUUACGAACGCAAGAAAGAAUCUCUAUCAGAACAGUUAGAGGAUGAGGAAGAAGAGUUCCAGGACAGAAGAGCUGAACUAGAGAGGAAAAAGAUGCAAGUGGAGAAGGAAUUCAAAAACUUAGAAUCACAGGAAAGAAAAUUAGAAGAAAAGAGGAAGCAGUUCCGAGAGAAUACAGCAAGUUUUGACCGGGAACAAGAUGAAGCCUUUGGCAGUAGGACCAGCAAUCUGAGUGCUAAGGAACUGGAGAGAAUGAAGGAGGAGAGACGACAGUACCAGGAGGAGAUCCGACAGGAGCGAGAGGAACUCGACCAACUGAAGGCCGAAAAACGGGCACUAGAGGAGGAGGUCACAAAACUCAAAAUGAACAAAGAACAGCUCACUCGAAAACUUCGUGACUUAAAGGAUAGGAUAGACAAGAAAGGUAAAGAUAUUGAUCAUCUGAACCAGAAAAUCAUUGACGCUGCAGAGGAGACAAAGUCCAUGGCCGAGGAGAGAAUGAGAGCCACCCACACGAUAAGGCGACCCCCACAUCAUGUCAGGCUAGACAGUGUAGAGGCAGAGGAGGAUCUCAUCAGUGAUAUUCCAGAGAGGCAGCAUAGGAAGAAAUUCAGCUUUGCUGAGGAUAGAACUGAUGAUGAUGAUAUUUCUUCCAUGACUGGCAAAUACUGGCAGGAUCUUCUCACAGAGGAAGACAGCAUCUUUGAAAACAUUCCAAUAGAGAAGCAGAACUAUGGGGAAGUGAAAGUUCAGAUUGCCAAAGAGAAUGAUUCAAUACUAAUGGCCAAAGAAUUCCUCAGGAAGCAGAGACAAUCACUGAAGAGGAGACAUGCAGCUCUGUUGGCAGCCAAGCAGGAGCUGAUGAAGGACGUCAUCAAGCAGAAACAAGGGAACACAUUUGAUUCGCCCUCUAAUCAGUCCCAGGGGCAUGUGCGAUUUAACCUCCCCUCAGAUAGUCCCCACGUCCUGGAGGAGGUGAAGCAGAAGUUAGAAAAGGAAUCCAUGGACAUCGAUCACAUGGAAUCACAGGUCAAAACAGGUUCCCGUCUCGUCAAGGAGAAGGAGAGGCGAGUGAGGCAGAUGAGUAGCAAGCUCAAUAUUGAGUCUGGCAGUGAAGAGGAGUAUUCUCCCUUUGAGCACCAUUGGCGACCAGCCAAGAUUCCCAACUGUGACUUGUCUGAUGAUGAAAGCAGUGGAGUUAGUAGCACAGACAACAGUCUGGAUAAUGUCCUUAAAGCCUUACAGAAGCAGAAUGCUAGAAUACAGAAUGGUACCCCUCUGAUGUCCACAUUGCGGUCUGAGGGAGAUCCCAUUGCUCAAUCCCUACAAAGGAUUAACUCUGAUUUGGCCAAAGUAAUCACAAUGAUCGGAAGCAAUGGAAACAACAGUCUGCAGGGAACCAAUGAGAAACCUGGGAACUAUGUACCUAUAUAUGCCCCCUCAGCCCCACCCAGUUUGUUAGGGAGUACAGUUCCUGCUUCUCCAAUUCAGGCCUGGACAACAACCAAUCCCUACAUACAAAAUCCUCAGCACAAAAUAGACUACUCCACCCUAGUAAUGAAUGCAGAGCAAUCUCUAGAAAGAAAAUGGAGAAAGUACUUUGGAGAUCGCCGCCCACCUCUUACUAGUGCUGUGCCAGGAACCUUCACGAUUUCCUCAGGGCCUGUACCAGUCAGAGAACAGCUCAGACAGUAUCGCAUCAGUCUCCACCAGCAGUUACCACCCUCCAGCACCACUCAGGAUAAACUGGCCGAGCAGAAGGAGUGGCUCAGAAAGUUUGGUCAGGACUUAAACCUGGGCUCCUCAUUUAUCCACCCCCCACAGUCGGAUCAGGGCUCAAUAGACAGCCUCAUGCUCUGUUCCCAGGUAAAUGACACAGAACCACUGUCAUCCACGCCUCAGCGACGACCGUCUGUCCCUGGAGUCACUCGACUGGAACUGGAUGAAAAUGAUGAGAUAAGAGUCAGGCAUUUCUAGGACUGUCAAAAUACUGCAUGAAAGGUGAACUAAGAUAGCAUCGUAGCUGUAUGUACCUGGUACCUAUGUUCAGUGCUAGUGAUUGCAGAAAACUGGGUGAAACUUGUUUCAAGUUUGUAGAACAUUGCAAUGCACAUACAAAUUUGUAUUAAGUAAAAGAGAAUGUAUCUAUUUUUUGAAGAGUGGAUGUUAUGGGGUUUUUUUUGUACCAUGAUAGUUUUGCAUCUCUUUUGAAAGCAAUAUUUUGAGUGAGACAGAAAAUCUGUGUCAGAAUUAAGUUUGAGAAUAAACUGGACAGAAUUUGUAAAAAUGAAAGAGAAAAAAUCAUGAUGUUGAUGUAAGUAGAAGUAAGGUAUAAAAGAAGACAGUUCCAUUGUGUUCACAAUGUCCGCAUAGAUUUAUGUAAAGCACUGGACUUUUGGAAGAAUGGAUAUACAUAGUUAGAUAUACAUGUAUGAUGAUCUGUUUUGUAGACGGUUGUAGCAUGGAUAAAACGUGUAUUCUUUUACACAUAGAUUUUUCACAAUGGCAGGAAUAUUCAUACUUGUGUGUUCAUUUUAUCAUUGCCAUUUUGUCUUCAGCAUGUUUAUCAUUUGUAGCAUCCUUCUCACUUGUAAUUGAGGUUUCAACUGAUGUAUAUUUAAUACCAUGUAUGGAAACUGGGUUCAUUUCAACGAAAUUUGAAUAUUCCUUCCGUCCGGCACAGUUAUCCGACACAGCCUUAUACACUGAGUAUUUCAUAUCAAGAGUCUGCAUUGUGAUUUAUCCCACCAUUUGUAUUCUUCCAUGAAUAUGUUUAUGUGUUAUACAUGUAUUCUCAUAUUCAGCAUUAGAACUGUUAACAGUGUAUGAUGUUUACAUUUAUCGGAGCCAGAGACCCAACAGACCUUUUCUGAUCAAAGUUGGUUAAUAGUCUGGUAUUGAAAGCUUUUACAUUUCUUUAUUAUUAUGUUAUUAUUUUUUUAACUUCAGGUCCAGUUGCAACUUAACUUAGUUCAAUGCAUCCUUGAGUGAAUGCAAGUUCAUUAUUCAGGGGCCAAGUCUUAUUUUCAGAGGCUAUGUUAUGAAAAGAUAAUAAAAACAGGAUUAGGGGGGAAAAAUUCUAAAAGCCUACCGUAAUUGAAUAUGCAGAUAUCCCCAAUCCUUCCCUUCUGGUCUUGAAUAAUACUAUGAUAGGAGAGUUUACCAGAUAUUAAAAAAAUAUAUAAUAUCUUUGGAGCUGUUAUGGAUUGAAAGUGUAGAAAAAAAAAAUUAAAAUUUACAAUCCUGGAAUGCAUUUCCAAGGAUGGAAUUUAAAAUUAAAUGUCUACAUAGGAUGAUAAUUAAGAGGAUAUAGUGUAGGAUUCAAAGCUUGAAAUGAAUGCAGUAGACAUCUUGAAGCUAAAUUUGCACUUUUGAUGCCUGUUUACCAAAGAUUUGGGCUACAUGAGUUUUUAUUACUGGUAGUCAAAAAUUCUUGCUAACAGAACCAGGUGAGUGUUGUGGUCCUGGGUACAUUGUAAGAAUUUGUCCUUAUCUGAAAAAUAAGAAAACAUGCUCAAAGGUUGUGUAAAAAUCAGCCUUGCAAUUUUUUUUAGUAAAAAUGGUUGUACGAAAGGAAAGAUAUUAAAAGGAAAGAUAUUGCAAGUGUUAGGUCAAAAUAGACCAAUAUUUUUGAUUGUACAAUAGAUAAGAGUGCUGUUUUAUUUAUAACUCUAAAACUCUGUGAUAGAAUGUUGUUAAUUAUCAUGAAAUCUCAUUUGUUAUGACAAUAAAUAUAUUAUAGCAAACUA